Messenger RNA from Gopherus flavomarginatus (Mexican gopher tortoise), 2041 nucleotides. It is a transcript of the gene FOXD1, whose product is annotated as forkhead box D1. The transcript has a single exon. NCBI's taxonomy places the organism in Eukaryota, Metazoa, Chordata, Testudines, Testudinidae. The record is from RefSeq and is a predicted model, not a curated record. Gene Ontology annotation, molecular function: RNA polymerase II cis-regulatory region sequence-specific DNA binding; DNA-binding transcription factor activity, RNA polymerase II-specific. Gene Ontology annotation, biological process: cell differentiation; anatomical structure morphogenesis; regulation of transcription by RNA polymerase II. The coding region runs from base 414 to 1568 and encodes 384 amino acids.
CCCAGUUGUGGCGCUGACGUUUGGAGCCAUGUGAUGGGCCCCCUUUCGCUAUAAGGAGAGAAGAAAGGCCGCCCUCUUCUGGACUCAGCCCCAGCCUUUUCAAGACCUUUCCCAAGACUCUUCCCCCACACCGCCCCCCAAUACUAAUCGCUCUCCUCCUUCCCUGGAUCCAUUAAUGUCCGAGGGCUCCUGCGAGGAGGAGAAAGAGAGGAACCAACUCCAGGGCGCAGCCAAGGGGGAGAGAUUUCCCGCUGCCUGCUCGGCUGAGGCUACUGCUGGCUGCUGUGUUUGUUGCUUGUUCGCACCAGGGCAGCAGAUCCUGGCUGUGUCUGGGCGGAUUCGCCGCCUGGAGCAAAGCAGGGGGACUCCAGCGUGCACGGCUCCCCGGCCCCGAUGAGCAGCUCCGACAAGCCAUGACUCUGAGCUCGGAGAUGUCCGAUGCCUCGGCACUGGCUGAAGAGACCGACAUCGAUGUGGUGGGCGAGGAGGAAGACGAGGAGCCCCGGCGCGGCGGGCGCCCCUAUGCCCAGGAGGAGGAAGAGGAGGAGGAGGAGGACGACGAGGAGGUGGGGGAGCUCCCCGAUGACAUCUCGCUGCCCAGGUCCCCGGCGUGCGGCGACGCGGGCAGCUCCCCCACCUCCUCCCAGCGCCCCUACAAGGCGGCGGCGGGCGGCGGCGGGGCCAGCAAGAACAGCCUGGUGAAGCCGCCCUACUCCUACAUCGCGCUCAUCACCAUGGCCAUCCUGCAGAGCCCCAAGAAGCGCCUGACGCUCAGCGAGAUCUGCGAGUUCAUCAGCGGCCGCUUCCCCUACUACCGGGAGAAGUUCCCCGCCUGGCAGAACAGCAUCCGCCACAACCUCUCGCUCAACGACUGCUUCGUCAAGAUCCCCCGCGAGCCCGGCAACCCGGGCAAGGGCAACUACUGGACCCUGGACCCGGAGUCCGCCGACAUGUUCGACAACGGCAGCUUCCUGCGCCGGAGGAAGCGCUUCAAGCGGCAGCAGCUGCCGGCGCCCGAGCUGCUGCUGCGCGGGGUGGAUCCCGGCACCUUCUUGCAGCAGCCGCCGCCGCCGCAGCAGCCGGCGCCCUACGGCUACGGACCGUACAGCUGUGGAUAUGGCAUUCAGCUCCAGCCUUACCACCCCCACUCCGCCGCUCUCUUUGCCUUUCACCACCACUCCCCGCCGGCCCGGCAGCCGCCCCCGGGCGCCGCCGGCCCAGUCCUGCCUCCUGCUGCUGCUCCGGCAGCUCCUCCAGCUUCCUUACUGCCAGCGGCGGAGCUGGCCAGGACCUUCAGCUACCCGCCGCAGCUUAGCCCGUCCCUGACUUCUCUGCACGCUGCCAAAUCCAGCAGCUCGGCUCUGGCCCGGUCUCCCUUCUCCAUUGAGAGCAUCAUCGGGGGGGUUGGCAGCAGCUGUGCCUCCCAGUCUGCCGUGGUUCCAGUCUUAGCCAGGUCUCUGGUUUCCUCUUCCUCCGUUUCUUCUGCCGCCGCGGCCUUAGGGGCACUGCACCAAGGGACAGCCUUGUCUAAUGUCGAGAACUUUACUGCUAGGAUUUCAAACUGUUAACGAUUUAAAGUCUUUCAGAAGGUAGGAUUCGAGGUCUAUCUUUUUUUCACCUACACGAAUUGAAACGGACAUUUUAUGCAGCCGAUUUGUGUCCUGCCACUUUGUUGUUCGGUACCUAUAUUUAUGCAAAGCCAAUUCUAUAUGCUGCAUAGGCAGAAACUUUUGUUGUUGGAAAGUUAUAUCUUAUUCCUUAAAAAAAUAUCUCUAAACCAUUGAAGUUCGGAGAUUCUCAGGUCCAGGAAUUCAAAAACAAUAAUGUACAAGAGAAAUGAAAGGUCUUGAGGGAGGACAAUAAAGCAAUACUUUUUCAUUUUAGUACACUUGUCUCAUGUACUUUUAUAAAAGGAAAUUAACAUGUUUACACCGAAGAAAGUCAAGAUUAUCCUUUCUUAUUUUAACCUGUGUUUGUAUAAUAGACAUGCGGAGUUUUUAUUUUGUACGUUAUGCGUAUUCUUUACAAGGAAUGUUGUUAA